AUGGUAUGUUAUGAUGAACAUAUAUUUUGCAUCUUUUUUAGCCACCCAGCCCUUUGUUGGAGCCAGAGUGUAGCUGUUGAUCAAUAUGGUCCCCGGGUUUCCCAGGUACACGAGCUCUUGGACUUUGGCGCCAAGAACCGUGCAGUAGGGGCUACCAGCAUGAAUGCCAACUCCUCCCGCUCCCACGCGGUCUUCACUUUGGACAUCCGCUUGAGUUACUCGGGGGCAACGGCCAAAGACCUGCAAUCCUGCAUUCACUUCGUGGAUCUUGCAGGAAGUGAGAAGCAGAAGAAGACCCAUGCAUCUGGAGAGAGGCUACAGGAAGGCAUUGCCAUCAAUCAGUCGCUGUCGUCCUUGAGCCGAGUCAUCCAGGCAUUAUCCGGAAGCUCCGGUAUUCAGCCAGUCUUCCGAGAGUCCAAAUUGACCCUGCUGCUGAAGGCCAAACAGAGCGAGCCGGACCGCGCCGCGGUGCAGGAAGCCUUGAGUGGCAACAGCCGAACAGUGCUCCUGGCCUGCGUCAGCCCGGCCCGGAGCAACUUUGACGAGUCCGUCAGCACAUUGGAAUUCGCAGCUCGCUGCAAGCUCAUCAAGACCAAUGCAAAGAAAAAUGAGCAGGACAAGCGGGAACUGAUCGAGACCCUGUCGAAAGAAAAGGAGGAAGUUGAAGCUCGAUUGGAGGCAGAAAGGCAGCAGAAGCUUCUAUUGCAACAUGAACUCGAACGCGAGAUGGAGGAGUCCAAAAAGAACCAGGAGCUAGCUCAGCAGAUGCAAGAGGAAAAGCAAAGAAUUGAGGACAUGCUGCGAACUUUGAAGAUUGAGCAAGAAAAACAGAAGGAGGUGAGCGUGCAACAAAGUUCAGGCCCAGACACAGCUGAGAUGGAGCGAGAACUGCAACAUCUUCGAGAGGUUCAGAGGCGUGAGACUUUGGCCCAAAAGCAGCUUGAGGUCUUCAAGGAACGUGAGCUCUCCCAGCAAAAAGAGCUGGAGCGCAUCCAACAGAGCAAGGCAGAGGAGCUUUCACAAGCAGAUAAAGAACGACAAGCAGUCCUGAUGGAACUGCAGGAAAAGCUCCAAGCCGUCGAGCAGAGAGAGGAGGAAGAACGUCAGAGAAUGGAGGCUGCCCGCAUCACAGAGGUGGAAUUGCGACAGCGGAUCGAACAAGAGAUGAAGCGAGUACAACAUCGUGAGGAGGAUCUGAAGAAGGAGCUGGUAGGUCUGGAGGGUCUUCGGGACAGUUGGGAUAUGGAGAAGGCAGACAUCGAGCAGAAAGCGCAGGAGCACAAGUUGUCUCGAGAGCGGCUUCUGAAAGAGCUUGGUAUUUCGGGCAUCGAUGAUCUCGAGGAUGCGGAGAAAGUCCCACGCUUGGUGAACAUGAACCCCGACAAGUCACUGGAGGGUUGCUUGAUCUUCUACUUGCCGCUAGAAGAGACGCGGAUCGGUGCAGAUCAUCAGAAGUGUCAGGUGUUCCUCACCGGCCUCGAUGUGGCAGAAGAAGUCUGUGUCAUCCACAAUGAAGGUCACGAGAAACUGGAGGUUCGACCAUGCCCUGGUGGGUUGGUGAGAGUCAACGGAUAUCAAGUUGAUGACGACGAAGGUCGAUUGCUUGAAAGCGGAGAUCGCUUGGCAAUUGGCCGAGCGCACAUCUUCCGCGUGGUGAUUCCCGCCAGCACCUCUGCAGAGAAUGUCGAAGAAGAAGACUUUGAGAAGGCAAUGAAAGAGUUGCAGGCCAAUCGCGAAGUGGAUCCUCGCUAUCGUCGCGCCGUUGAUGCCGCAGUGAUGAUCGUGAAACAUGAGCGUGGCACCAAAGAGGCCAAUUCUCUGCUGGAAUCUGCCAAAGCAGCCUCAGAGGUGGUGGCUGAAGCCAAUGCGAUCCUCAAGAAAGUGCCGCAGGAGUGGACCAGUGGUGUGUCCCACUAUGAGCUGGCGGUGCUCUUUCAGGCUGACGGUCCGCCGGAAGUGUGUGUGGUUGCAAGACCGGAGGAGGAUGAGACAACAGCGACACCAGAGCCAGGAAGUUGGCAAGAACGAGGCUUCAGUGCUGGUAUCUGGGAGGCGGGUCGCUUCGAAGAGGAUCGCCUCACCAUGAUGCACGAGGCUGCUGAUUUGAUCGCUGCACAGCCCAAUGACUUCAUGGGGGUCGUAACGGAGCCCAAGGAAAGUCCAAAUGGUCCAAAUGAAGUGGACUGGGAGCUCCACGCCUGGACGGAAGUGAGCCUGGAUAGCUUCAAAGACCUCUCUGACCAACUCAAGGAGAUUGAGGACAUGAAAAAGAAAGACCAGGAUGAGCGAAAGCAGGAUGGAGGAGGCCUUCUCGAUUGGCUUGGCUGGGCACGAAAAAAGCCAGUGGAAGAGCUGAAAGGAGAUGUGAAGGAGAUCGUCCAAGCCACAAAGACUGGAUUCUUGGACUGGUUUAUGGGGGCAAAGUCUGACAAAGAAGAGGCGCCUUUGGCAAAGUCCAAGGCAAGCCCCAAGAAGGCGCGGGAGAGGCGAGAGGCCUCUGAACCGCUGAAGUCGAGACGGAUGUCGAUGGCACCCAGGCAAACCCUGCAACCAGGCGCAUUGCAAGUGCCGAUGUCCGUCUCCCCCACCAAGCGCUCGAGUUCGUCGUCGACGCGGCGGAUUUCCGCGGUGGCCAAUGCAAAAGAACCCUCCCCAAAGGGGAAAUGGGUGCCACCAGAGGACUUGCUCGCGGAGAAGUUUGGUGACGACAUUCUGGUGGACGCCAGCAGGUUGGAGGCAGGUGCCAUUCGUCGCGCCAGCAAGAGCGGCAUCGAGACCAUCACCCAGGAGUUGAUCCCGGAUGACCGCGAGACGGUGCAGAUUGAGGUGAACGAACUCUUCGGCGACAAGCUGGGGGUCCGGCUGCGCAUGGAGGGUCUGGUGGUCAGCAACUUUGACGUGCCUGAGGCAGCAGAUGUCGGCUGGCGCUUUGGGGAUGAGAUCGUUGCUGUGAAUGGAAAAACAGUCGCUUCCCGGGAGGACUUCCGAAAGGAGCUUGCAGAAGCACGAGCACUUCUGCCCAUACUUUUCACUGUGAAGCGCCCGCGACGUUCUUGUAUCGACAUUGGACGGAAAACCAUCAGCAACUCGAGAGACGUUGGACAAGAAAAAGAAAAGCGACGGAAGGGGCGUGCCAGCAGUACGAGCGUACCGUACAGAGAACCUAGAGAGAGAAUUAUGGAUACCGAAUAGUAGCAACAAA
Messenger RNA from Cladocopium goreaui, 3202 nucleotides. Lineage: Eukaryota; Dinophyceae; Suessiales; Symbiodiniaceae. The record is from the annotation of a GenBank genome assembly.